Apis cerana (Asiatic honeybee) is the source of this 15858-nucleotide messenger RNA. It is a transcript of the gene SK, whose product is annotated as small conductance calcium-activated potassium channel. The record is from RefSeq and is a predicted model, not a curated record. Gene Ontology annotation, molecular function: calmodulin binding; small conductance calcium-activated potassium channel activity. Gene Ontology annotation, cellular component: membrane. Lineage: Eukaryota; Metazoa; Arthropoda; Insecta; Hymenoptera; Apidae. Gene Ontology annotation, biological process: potassium ion transport.
AUGGGGACCGACGCAGUCCUGUCGGGAGCGUCACAGCGGGCGGACGCUCACCACCGACGCUUCUCUCGCUCGCCUCGCCUCGCCUCGCUCAUUCUCUCUCCUUCCCUUACCCCCCUUCAGCUCUCUCUCAAGCCCACCACCAUCUCUCUCGUCAUCUCCAUCCCGCAGCAACACAGAGCCGAGCCGCGCGAGACGGAGACCAUCAGCCUCACCCUGUCGGUCGCUCGGGAUACGUGUGUACCCCUGUUCCGCCUGUCAAACGCGCAAUCCCUCGCCCUCGUGCGCGCACUUCUCCAUUUCCGUUACGAAAUUCUCCCCGUUUCUUCCCAUUCUUUCUCACCUUUCUUCCUCUUUCACUCUUUAGUCUCUUUCUCGAUUAGGUUCCUCAUUUUCUUCUUCUUCUUCUUCUUCUUCUUCUUCUUCGAUCCUGCCUCAGUGAUAAUAUAUAUAUAUAUAUUUAUAUGUAUAUACGUAUAUAGAUAUAUUUCGAUUUUCUUUCCGAUAUCUCUUUGAUUUCAUUUCCACCAUUCUCACUUGUGAUUACGAGGCGAAGGAGCCGAAAUGCGCGCUCGAAACCGCUUCCGCGACCCCGCACGGAGGACCUGGAUUCGUCUCAUGAAGCGUCUACCACGAACUGAGUGGCCGCGAUCCGGAUAUCGUCGAUCACUGCCUUGGUGCGCGAUAGAGAGGACGGGCCAUCCCCUCCGAUAGGGUGAUCCAAAGAGGAAAGAAAAAUUCCAGAGACAACGCGCCACGUUCGCGUGUGAAUCUUCGUGGACGAUCGCGUCGACCCGUUCGACGAUACGAUGCCAGCACCGCUCGAUAAAAUUGUAAAAUAUUAAUCGAGGCGGAACGAAGGGAGCAGCAUUGGCAUUGGGAGGAAGAUAAGGAAGCGGAGGAGGAAAGGAGGAACACGAAUAAAUCGAUAUCGCUGCGAGCGUGGAGAGGGAGAGGAAGCUCGAUGAAAGUUGAUAGGGACGGAAGCGAUCGAAAGCGGAAGAGGGUGGAAAGUUGCCGAGGGGGGUGCAGAAAUUUUCGAAGCGGCUCGUGAGAGAAGAGAUGCGAGUUGGUGGAAUCAUUGGAGAUCGGAGGGGAGGGGGGAUGCGACGAUAAUCGAGUCGCGGGCCCUCGCGAUUUGGGCCGUGUGCGGUUUAGCCCCUCGAACGAUGCACGUAUCGUUGGUGAUUUCUGACGGACGAUCAGGAAGAACGGGAGAAGCCGCGAUGCAGAGAUCGAUGGGACGCGGUACGUUCAGUGAAGUGCAUCAUUGCGAUAAAGAAACAGAGUUGCCGCGCGCAAGUGCCAGCUGCUGCUGCUGCUGCUGCUACAUCCGGGCCUCGACGGAUCUGACUUGAGGAGGAAAGGACGAGUAAAUGUCACUGAGAAGCUACGGAAGCCAGUGUCGACACUCUCGAUCCCGGGGGCGAUGAAGAACAGCGGCGGCGUGGGCGGCGGGGGCGGCGUGGGGGGCGCCGGGGGUGGCGGCGGUGCUGGUUGCGGUAGCGGCGGCGCAACCGGAACCGGCGAGGAGGCCGGUAUCGCCCUUGUCGGCAUCCACUCGGAGUACCCGCGCUACGUGGACGAGCGUGUCCUGGCCGGGGGCGGGCAGGUGAAGGGCCCCUCGGGCAGCAUCGGGCCGGGCUCGAAGCACAAACCGAACGUCGGCUACCGGCUCGGCAGGCGGAAGGCCCUUUUCGAGAAGCGGAAACGCAUCAGCGACUACGCCCUCGUCAUGGGGAUGUUCGGAAUCAUCGUGAUGGUCAUCGAGAACGAACUGUCCAGCGCCGGUGUCUACACCAAGGCCUCGUUUUACUCGACAGCACUGAAAACCCUGAUCUCUGUGUCUACUGUGAUACUGCUUGGCCUCAUAUUUGCUUACCAUGCCUUAGAAGUUCAGUUGUUCAUGAUCGAUAACUGCGCGGACGAUUGGCGGAUCGCGAUGACCUGGCAGAGGAUCGCGCAGAUUUCGCUCGAGUUGUUAAUCUGUGCGAUCCACCCGAUCCCAGGGGAGUAUUACUUCCUGUGGACGACCAAGCUGGCGAACAAGGGCGGUGACUUCGGCUCGACGUGGGUGCCGUACGACGUCACCCUCUCGCUGCCGAUGUUCUUCAGACUCUACCUCAUCUGUCGCGUUAUGCUGCUCCACUCGAAGCUGUUCACCGACGCGUCGUCGCGCAGCAUAGGGGCCUUGAAUCGUAUUAACUUCAACACCAGAUUCGUCCUUAAGACACUGAUGACCAUCUGCCCGGGCACCGUGUUGCUAGUCUUCAUGGUCUCGUUAUGGAUCAUCGCCUCGUGGACGUUACGCCAGUGCGAGAGGUUUCACGACGAGGAGCAUGCGAAUCUCCUUAAUGCUAUGUGGCUCAUUGCUAUCACGUUUCUGAGCGUCGGUUUCGGUGACAUCGUGCCCAACACGUAUUGCGGUCGAGGUAUAGCCGUUUCCACUGGAAUAAUGGGCGCCGGAUGCACGGCCUUGCUUGUGGCGGUUGUUUCCCGGAAGCUCGAACUCACCAGGGCGGAGAAGCACGUUCACAACUUUAUGAUGGAUACGCAAUUAACGAAAAGGUUGAAGAACGCUGCAGCGAACGUGUUACGCGAGACGUGGCUAAUUUACAAGCACACUCGGCUGGUGAAGCGUGUCAAUCCGGGACGUGUUCGAACGCAUCAGCGGAAAUUUCUAUUGGCUAUAUACGCGCUGAGGAAAGUCAAAAUGGAUCAGCGAAAAUUAAUGGACAAUGCCAACACCAUCACGGAUAUGGCCAAGACGCAGAACACGGUGUACGAGAUCGUGUCAGACAUGAGCACGCGUCAGGACGCACUGGAGGAACGUCUGGGGGGCAUGGAGGAUCGGCUGAUGAACUUGGAAGAGAAACUGACCGGGCUGCAGGCUCAGCUCGAGCUGCUGCCCGAGGAGUUGACCAGGUGUCUGGCCCAACACGCCGAGCGUAUGGAGCAGAGGCGGAACUUCCUUCACCCCGACACCGCUGUCGCGAUGUCGUCGACGGGCGGCGGCGGCGGCGGUGGUGGCGGUGGCGGUGCAUCAACCGGGAACAGCCUGACGAUGGGCAUCUCCGUUUCCGCCCAUCACCCUCUGGCCAAUUUGUCGAACUCGCUGCCACACUCGAGGAGCGUGCCAAGCGCGCCCAGCACCACGUCCCUUCACCCUUGGCCGGCCAAUUCGAUCCUGCCGCCAGUCUCGAGUCGUACGCCGCACUUGGUGCCCGAAACCGGAAGGCAUCACAGUCUGGCACAUUCCACGGUGGCCACGACCACGACCUCGCAGUCGGCCACCAGGCUCACCUCGCAAUCUGGAAUGGGAGGGCUGGGCAACAGUCAGGGGUCGGACACAUCUCCACACAGCUGAGUCUCGUCUUUGCAGCCGCAGCACUCGUAUUAAAAAGGGGCACGGGACACGUGAACGGUUGUGUCUCUGUGCCCUGAACGACGCUCGCGUACCAUCGAGUCCCUUUCGCCGCGAUAAUUGGUUCUCUAAGUCUCUUUUCCUGUCUUUCUCUCUUUCUCUCUUUCUUUCUAUAUCUCUAUCUCUGUUCCACUUUCUUUCUCCGUAUCCGCGAAUCUCUGUCUAUCUCUGUCCGUUACGAUAAACUCUCUCGGGGAUAGGAAGCUUCUUCGGGUUCAUAUUCGGGUUCACACCGAAUUCGUUGACCAGUGUUCGCGAACUAGUUUAGAUAUCGCAUCCGGUUGAUGGUAGUUUUAAGGUCGGCCUGGCUCUGAUGGUUAUGACGUGCAUAAUUGUUAGGUAUCUCGUGUAAUGAUAUUCAUUUUGGUUAUCUAUUUAUAAUACGCGCUAAGAGACCUAUUUUCGAGAAUCCCUUUGUUCGAGUUUCGCGAUUUUAAGGGCUGAUUGUAGCAAGUAUAGUAUAGACCAGCGGAGAGACCCAGCGGAGAAAUUAACGAGUGUUCCCCAACUCGCAGACUGCCUAAAGCUCAAGAAACGACACCGUGUACGAUGUAUUAAAACGUUUCGAUGUCUGGAUCUCUCGAUAGCGAAUUUAAACAACGAUUCUUUUCGAGCGAUUUUCACCGAGCCAAAUAAUCGAGCCUCUCAGCCAUCGCCGACCGAAUCGACUCGCCUACUUUUAUAGCCGCGGAUAAAAUGAAAGUUUUGCUGUAGCAUCAACAACGGGUCCAAUCCUCUUCCCGAUUGACUGUGUCUUCUUACCGAGAAAAAAAAGAAACAAUUAGCAAAAGGGGAACUCUAUGUACACGCCAACAUCAAACACUUACACACACAUACACACGCACACACGCACACACGCACACACACACGUACAUAUAGAAAGGAGAUCGAUCCAAUGUUUCCAUGGUGAUUAAAAAAAAAAAAAGAGCGAAUACACAAUGAGCGAACGAGAGAGAGGGACUCACGGACGCGAGCGUCCUCUUCCAAAUCGCUGCGAGCUGCUCCCCUGCCCAACUUGCGUGCCUGAAAACUUUUUUCUUAAUAUUUAAAUAUAUAUUCGACACACACACACACACGAACUCCAUCUUAUCUCUGUAUACCUCGUGAAUUAAGAAAAAAAAAAAAGAAAAAAAAAGAAAAAAAGAGAAAAAAUACGAAAGGGAAAAAACAGGUGGAAAAAAGAAGAAGAAAAAGAAGAAGAAAAGGGACAGGUAUAAGGUGUGUUUUAUACAUUACGAGGGAAACGUGCGUGUGGAGAACGUCUCCCCUCGACGAGGACAACAAGAGUGGCUUUUGAGCUGGACGAGCGCACAGAAAAAAAAAAAACGUUUUCGAACGCGUUUAUAAGGAGAUUAAAAUAUUAAUGUUAUUAGGAAAAGAGAUAAAAUACGCGGCACACUGUGUUCGUUACGCGAAUUUUCGUUUCCGCUUCGGAUCGCGUGCGAGGGGAUGGAAGAGAUAGCGUGGAAAAUAUUUUACGAAUAUUUUAGAAAACGAUAUCGACACACUAUCGAAUAGAUUUUCAAACAACAAAUUUUUUUAAUCGUACGAGAAAUCGUUCCGAACACACACGCUGCUCCACUUAUCUCGCUAUCUUCUCCUAUCCGCGAGCUGAUUCUUACUUCGUUUCCUGCUGAUAGAGGGAAAAAAACAUAUUUACUAUUUUCGGAGCUGUGAUUAUAAUAACGUCGCAAGUUUAUUAAGUACAAUCACGUGGUGGCGUAUCAUGGCGUGAAGUUAUUAAUUAACUCAUCAACCCUCGUAGAAAACGUAUUUAUACUCCAAGGGAAAAAAACUUUUAAAGAGAGAUUUCAUAAUGAAUUGUUUUGUUUCGAGGGAAAUAUGUUUCGUUGAAAUUGGCCGUUUAUCCCCUCCGAUUCACUAAUUCCCUCCCACUCUUGUUAUUAUUAAUAUUAAGUAGACCGCGUAUACCAUCUCGUGAUUGUAUUUGGCGAUAUAACUUUCUAAAAGACAAGUGAACACGAAGGGAAGAGAGAAAAAAAAACCAGGUCGAUCAAGUGGAUGAAGGUUAUUCGAGGACAAAGAAUUUCACCGCACCCUCCCCCCGAAUUACGCUGGACGAGCUUGAGGGGCCAUCAACAGAGACCACGAAGCAAACGUCCGGAUGGUCUGCAUGGAAGGAGAACGCAAAGUGAUCUUAUCUGCUUUAACGUCCGUAGGUUACAUAAGAUAUUAUAUUGUUAGCGUAUAUCAAGUGUAUGGGGUACAAAGGUCGUACCUACGAGAGAGGGAGAAAAAAAAUUUUUUUUUUUUAUAAAACGGUCUACGCACGAUGGUGAACACGUGUACGUGUGUAUGUGUAUGUGUGUGAGUGUGAGCGUACGAUGGUCUAACCAUGGUAAAUAUUGAUUUUAUCGAAAAUUAUUGCCGACGAAAAUGAUGCAGCUCAAAGGGGAUGCGACCCUGUCGUCUUGUUUCGAAGGGAUGGCUCGGAAGGGAAGUAGUCUGUUUUUCUUAAAUGAGAGGUAUGAUAAAAAAAAACAGAAGAUAUAUUUGAUAAAAAAAUUCGACCAUGAAACGAUCUAACUUGAUUUAACGUAACUGCGUUAUAAACACAAACGAGUUUUUGGUAUAUGUAAUGUUCUCUCUUUUUUUUUCUUUUCUUUUUUGUUCUUAAACAUUUGAAAACAUUGGCGUCAGAAAAACUGUUAUCAGAUGUGUUCAGAAAUUUUUCGAAGUGUUCCAGAAAGUAUCCAGAAAGUGUUCCGUCACCUCUUUUUCGAUCGAGGAAAAGAUGUUAGCAAUUUUUCUCGUUAGAGACGAAAUAAAUUUUUACGAGAAAAUAAUUACGAGCCAAUAAUCAUGGCGACAAAUGUUUAAAACAUAGAUCGAAGAUUUGCGAAUAACGAAAUCAAAAUUUUAAAUACGUUAUUGAAAUUUUUUGGUUAUGGAAAUAAAUAUAUUUCCUUUGAAUUGUAUUAUUUUCGAUUCAAUAUUUUAGAGAAUUGAUAUUUGUAAGAUCGUAUAAUUGGGCUAAUUCAUGCACCCAAUAGAAAUCAUCGCCAGAUAGGAUUAUUUGAACAAAAGUACGACUUGAGAACGAAAUUUGUAACGAGACUGAAUGAAAAGACACUUGAAACAGGAAGUCGUAAGUUAUCUUACAGAAAACCUUCAACAUUUCUGUGUAUUCCAUUCCCAAACUUCCGUUUCUCAACCUUUAUGCUACGACGUUUUAUUAUGAUUGAACGCAUGCAUAUCCAUUCACUGCGAAAUUCAAUUUAAUCCUCGCCAUUAAAAUUUAACGUUCUUCACUGGAAGAAUCAACAACGCUAUAUUUAUUAUAUAUAUAUAUAUAUAUAUACGCCAUAAAUAACAUAAAAAAUACAAAAUGAAGAAUAAAAAAUUCUUUUUUUUAAAUUAGAAAAAAAUGACUAUACAGCAUAAAGGAUAAAGCACCAUAGUGUUCCUUGAAAUAUUUAAAAUUAGAAAUACUCUUCAAUAAUUUAUAAAAAUUCAUAGACAAAAAAAUAUCCUUAGCCAUUAAUCCAUUCCUCGGCUAAAAUUUCUUAUAAAAUUGAAGCUCCUGAAACAUAGUAAAAAAAAGAAAAAAAAAAAAAAGAUUACACGAAUAUAAUAAAGUUAAAAACACCAUAGUGUUCCUCGAAAUAUUUUGUAUUAAAGCAUCUAAAUAACCAUCACUCCCAUAAAACCCUAUAAAAAAAAUCUAAUCCUCUUCUCAACUAAUGCAUACGAGUCAUUUAGAGUGAGGAUGAACUCAACAAAAAUAUAUUUAUAAAAAAAAAACCAAAAACAAUUUUUCUUUCCCAAUAAAAUCUUAAUUUAUAUUUAAAAAAGAAAUUUAUAAUGGAUAUUACGGAUAGUAACGUAGUGUAAAAUAAAAAAUUGUUGACAAAACGUUGAAUUCACUCUUAAUACUUCCCUUAAAUACUAUCCUCGCGCAUCCUACAUUCUGAUUUACCACUUCCUGUUCAAGUGACAAUUUUCACCGAUACCGAGAGGCGCAGACGCCCUUCUUCGCGUGUAUUCAUUGCGUGUGACCGUGAAAAUUGUGCGGGUUCGAACGGAAAUUCACGCCAUCUCGAUCUUAUCACGGUCAUCCAUCGAGGAAUGGCCGAAUUUCCGAUCGCGUGACGUUCGAUCAAGUCGGUCAAGUUUGCGAAUGCGAUCACACCGAUAUCUCUCGAUAACGAGACGGUUACGGACGCGUUGCGUCCACGAAUCGAGUUAAUUAAGGCUAAACGUUGACGUUGAGUACGUGAUCGGGGGGUUAAAAAACGAGGGAAGACAUGUUAACGAGCUGCGUCGUCGAAAUUAAUCGCGUCACGCGAUUCAUUUCUUCGAUUUUUAUCAGCUGUACACAUUAUACACAUGAAUAUGUAUACAGAGGAAUGGUAACAUCAUCGGUCGUAGCGAUGGAAUCGGAAUUGUUGGAAUAUUUUGUACAAAAGUAUCUGCAAUAUUUAGUAUAACAAUAUAACAGAUAUAAGAAAUUUGUUACUCCUCUUUUGUUAAUCCUCUUCUCUUAAAGCCAUGUUACUUUGAUGUAGUCUUGUUUGGCAGUUUGUUUCCCUUUAAUUAAUAUAGUUUACGUUUCUCACUUCAGAAUAUUGAUCAAAAUUUGUUUCGAGCGCUAUUUCUUCACCAUUUCUAUUAUUGAAAAUUAUUCCAUCGCUGCGUAUCGUACGAAGACACGCGGAAACAAGAAUACGAAUAUACCUAUAAAAAAAAAUAUAAGACAGUGUUAUUAUUAUAUUAUGGAUACUUCGCGACGCAUUGUUUCGUAAUAUAUUGUUGAUUUCGCGCGAUUAUCGGCGAUGCUGUUACGAUUGUUCGAGGCACUCCGUGUCCAGAGAUCGGUUCUAUCCAAUGUGAUCAAUCCCGAAGAUGUUCACGCCUUCGAGAAACGAAAACAUACAGUGCGACGACAUACACACGUUAUACACACGUGAAACGAGUGUGAAAAGGAUAAAGGAGAAGAAGACUGGAAUAGCGAUAAGAUCAAUCGACUCGCAGGGGGAAAAAUUAUAGGAGGGAAUUUUGAAGAUCGAGAUUUUUUUGUGGGCGGAUCAACGAACUGGAAAGAAAGAAGGAGGGAAGAAAAGGAUCACUUGGCUAAUCUUGGCCGUUGUUCCAACAAGAAGAAGAAGAAAAAAACGCGCACACAUUCAUUUUACAUUCGCGAAAGAACAAAAGAUUGUUUGUUAAUAUAGGGAGGAAAGGGAAGGCUCGUUUCUCUGCCCUCAGAAGUAAUCGAGCAUUCAUUUCCGCUGAAACAUUGGGACCUGGUGUGUCUUGUCCGUGUCAUUGUUUCAUUUCGAAAGCGUUGUUUCGCGGCCACUCCGAAACGCGAAACGGGACCAAAGAAACAAAAAAAAAAAAAAGAAAAAAAGAAGAAGAAAAAAAAGACACAUAAUAAAACAUUCUCAUUCCCCUUCCGUCUUCUAUCCUCUUUUCUGGCCGCCUCCACGAACAAUUUCUCUUUCUUUUUUCUAACGUUCCUAUCUUCUUCUUAAACCCAAGAUGUCCUAUGUUACCUUACGUAAUCCUCCUUUCUCUCCAUUCUUCUAUUUCAUCUUCUGUUCUCCUAUUCAUGCCUAUCUUUCUUCCUAUUUCUGCCUCUCUUUUUCUACUUCUCUGUCGCGGCUCAACGAUAUUUUCCUGGACACGACGACUCCACACGAUAUUUUUAUAUAGAUUUCUUAAAAGUGCAUUAUAGUGCCAGAAAGACCACGCCAAGUUUAAGAGGAAAAAAAUAUAUGUAUAUAUAUAUAUAUAAAAAACGAAAAAAAAUUAAAAAUACACAUGCAGUCUCAAUAUUAUUGAUGCAUUAGGCAGAUAGGAGACCGAGAUUCUAUUAAGUAUUAUAAUGUAUGAAACACGGGCUCUUGUAUGGAUGGGUGAUCGUCGACGUUAUCGACGAGACGGUGCAUUGGGGGACACGUAUGAGACAGGUUCAAUGGAAUGGAAUGAUCGAAGAAUUAAUAUCGAUACUUAUAAAAGAUUGAAGAUCGAGAUACAUUACUCGAUCAAGAAACUUGCAUUGAGAAUUUUCGAUUGAGAAUUCUCGAGAGGUUGUUUCGCGCUGACAAAAUCAAGAGUAUCGAAGAAUUAAAAUUAGACUGGCGAGCAUAAGAUUGUAAAUCGUGAAGUAGCCUCCUACUAGUAGACACAUCGAGCAGAGCAGAUAAAGAAUCGUGAAGACGAGGGUUCAAUCGUGACCACAGUAUCUUUGGAAGCAAAUGAUAUUUAAACAACUCCAAUGCCGUUUUUUUUUCAAGCUGCCGCAGAGAAAAAGGAAGGAAAUGUUAUUACAUGUUGCUUCGUCCAAUCAUUCGUAAUCGUUAACAUCCUUUUUUUGAAAGCUAUGUUGCACAUUACCGACGAGAAUAUGGGAUACAAGAUCCUUCCAUUUUAUUUCAACGAGAAAUACCUCUCCAAAAAUCGAACGACCUAACGUCUGAAAUAUAACAAUAAUCGAGUUAACAGAAGGAUAAUAAAGAGGGAACAGAGAAAGGAUACGGAAGAAUCGUGGAAAUGAAUUUCUUGCGAGAAGCAGGUAGACAUAUCCUCAUAACAAAGGUUCGUUUUCGUGAGAAGAAUGGAUAGAGAAAAAUGCAUAAAGAAGAAUCGUCCCAGUGUGAUAAUCAAUGAAAAGGACUUUAAAUCGGCGAUCUAUAUAUUGCCCGAGUGAAAUUGUUUCAUUCGAUGACUCUUCUUCAUACGUUCAUACACACAAAUAACUAUACCGCGUGUGCAUAUAGGACGAAUUCAUCUUUGUCAUCAUCCGAAAUAUUUUCGUUAUUUUGAACAAUAUUGACGAAAAUAGCCUAGCCUGACGAGUACUGUUUAAAAAAAAAAAAAACGAUCGACAAGGAUCCCAAUCUUUCUUUUUCUCUAAAAUAGAAAAUUUUUUAAUCGAGGGAUUAAUCGUUCGAACAACUAUUUCGAUCGUAUUGGUCAGAGUAACACGAAAUAUUUUCAAAGUGACAAAGUGCUCCUACCCCGUCGCAAAUAUGCCGAGAUUGAUUUGUAUGUUUAUACCUGUAAAUAUGUGUAUACUAUAUUGUGUAAUAUACACGAUAUUAUAGUAUAUAGUGUAUAUAUAUAUAUAUAUAUAUACGAAACGUGUAUUAUGGCCUUUGUUUCAUGCAGAGUUUAUAUACGUACGUUUUAAGGAAACGAGGAGGACGCUUUUGUGUUCAGGGACGCGCAAGUUCUCCGACAUACACGAACGUGUAAAAAAAAAAGGAUCGUCGUCAAAUUUUGCGCCCGUCGAGAGUGUCUCGUGAAUGUUUAAAUGUUGUGUACUUUACAUGUGUACAUAUGUAUUUUGUACGUUCGAUGAGCUCGAGAAUAAUUGGGCGCAAAGUGUGAUCGAAUCCCCUGGGAGAAGAUUUUUGAGGGUGGUUCUCCCCUGUUGAUGAUAAUUCCUUGCGUGUCGAAAUUUUUGGAUAUCGAUCGAAUGGAAUAAUGCAAACGGAAAAUAUAUUUUAUAUUUUCUUUUCGUUGAUAGAAAGGACUAAAAAUAUAUAUAUAUAUAUUGCAUUUCUUCUUUAUUGAAACCUUUGAACAGCAUUGAAACUAUUCCAAAUUUUGAGUAUAAUUCGUAUUGAAAAAUAUUCUCCAUUUAAAUUAAAUCUUUGAAAAAGAAACGAUGCAGAGAAAAUAUUUUUAAAUUCGAAUUGAAUAUCGAUAAAAUAAUUUUUCAAAAAAGAAAAAGAAAAAGAAAUACUUGCGUUAUUCCAACCGAUCGACGUUUCGAGCCUGUGCUACAGAAAAAAUAAAAAUCGCGCUAUGUUCAACGCUGCGCACCGUAUAACACAAUGGAGCGCGUUCUCGUGUACCUCGGAAAAUACGAGAAUAACCGAUUGCACUCGGUUGCGAUGUACUGCGCAAUAUGCACGGGGAGUGCGUAACUGCCGCCUUCAUUCCGUGAAAUCGUUCGUGCCCGUCAACGCUGACAGUCGUGAAAACGCGUCGUGAUUCGAAAAAAAAUGAAAAAAAAAAAAAACAAAAACAAAAAAAAGAAGAAAAAAAUAAAUAAAAGAGGAACAAGAAAAAAACGCGCACACGAACAUCGGAAUCUACCCAUGAAAUACACACACACACAUACAUACACACACACAUACAAAUCGCGCUGUGAAAGAAAAAAAAAAAAGAAGAAAAAGGUCAGGCGUAAUCGGAACGUAGGCUAAAUCGGACUAUAUCUUUGUACAUAAAUGUAGUUGAACAGAGACAGAGUUGUUUCCACGUUGACCCUCGUAUACUUUCUUCCUUCCUGUUACGAUUAAUUAGCUAAACUUUCGAUCGAUGGGCCGACGGAUCGACGAUGCAGUCGAAGAUGGAGGGGAGGGGGAGGGAGAAACAAAUUCUCGAUCAAGGGAUUGGAAGACGUAGGAUGUUGACACUUGACACGCGUAAGACAGUGUGACAGCGCGGAUAUCCGCACGAAAAUCGCAAAAUGAUUGCGAUCGAUCGUCUUGUACGGAAAAUAAAUGAGAAGGGGAGGAGGGAAAUAGAAGGGGAAAGGUGGGAAGAGGGGUAAAAGAGAAGGACGAUAAAUAACGAAGAAAACAUAAAUCGGAGAAAUCGAUUUCUCCGUUCGAUUUAUACGAGAAUUACCACGUUAUUAAUACAUAUUGGUCAUUUAUUACUGUUGUUAUUAUUACGGAUGAUUAUUAUGAUUAUUACGGAUUAUUAUGAUUAUUAUGAUGAAUAACGGUAGCGUUUAAACAGUUUUAAACUCUCAAACACUUUAUUAAGAUCUUUACCAAAUAUUAACUAGCGGGCUGUCGCCAUCUAACUGUUACAUAAAAUGACCAACAAAUUACUAAGUAACGUAAUACCUAUUAAUCUAUAUAGGAUGAUCUAGCGACCACGAGUUAAAGGGAAACAGUCUUUUUUAAUGAGCUCUCUAUUCAUCUAUCUAAUCUAUCUAUCUAUCUAUCUCUUUCUCCCUAUUUCUCUAUUUCUCUUAUACUAUUUAUAACAUACCGUUGACAGGAGACACAAAAGAUGAAGCAAUAUGGAAAUAUGCUAAAUACUUUUAGUUUCACGAAAAUUGUUCACGAUUUUAAAAUCAUCAUUCACUAAUGAUUAUCACACUCAUUUAUCAUGCAUACUCAUCGUCACAUAUGUUGAAUUGAAACAAAAAACAUUUGCGUCUGACUUGAAAAUGAUAUUUCGAUAAUCGUCUCGUCAUAAUUGAUAAAUGCAGUUUUAUUUAGACUAAACGAUCUUCAUUGAUCGAUGUUAGGCUCUAAUAAUCGAAAAUUAUCGAUAGUUGGUGUAUCGAACGGAUGGUGCAUUGAAAGAGAUUUAUACUAAUCGCUCAAUUGUUUACAACGAAUCGGUUUUAUGAACUUUUAACUUCAUAUACCUCAUCGUUCUAAUCAUUAUCAUAAAAAAUUCAUUAUUAACAUAUAAUAAAGAAAAAUAGAAAAAAGCAAAUUAACAAGUAAAAUAAAAUUGAAAAAAUUAAAAAUAUCUGAAAAUUUCUUUCUAAACGUUUCUUUUUUUUUUAUAUAUAUAAUAUUAAUAUUAUUAGAAAAUUGCAUUUACUCAAAUUGAUCGAAUUUUAUGACACGAUUUAUAAUAUUUUCUUUCACUUACCAUUAUCGACGUUUUCAGAAAGUAUCCAAGACAAUUUGCUUUCACAAUAGCUGCGUCGAUAUUUUAAUCUAACUAGUCGAUGAACAGCAUUUUUAUUCACAAUGCGAUUCGAUUGUUUUUACGUAAAUCUAAUGCGAGUGUCGUUGACAUUGCAAUUGUGCAAGCUGAUUACGUAAGUUCACGAAGACUUUUCUUCGCAGACAGUCUUUGGAGUAUGGAAAAUCACUGAAACAAAACAAUCUCUAUAAUUCCGCGACGAUUGUUCAAAUUCAAUUGAACGGAAAACACGUAAAACUACUUCGUCAAAUUUUAUUUGCGGAAUAAUAUACUUGAAUUUACAUUUAUUACGUAGGAUAGAAUGAACGUAUUUACGUCACAAAAAAAAUAAUUCCAUAAAAUUAAAAGUAUUUUCAAACCUUAUUUAUUUAUUAAAGAGGAAACUUAGUCAUUGUAAAAAUUAGAAAAGAAUUUAAAUUCAUAUUUUUCAUAAAAUGAAUUUUAAAAAAUUUUAUUUAUUCAAUAGUGAAUUAAAAAUAUUUUUAAAUUUAUUUAUUAUUAAUCAUUGUAAAAAAAUCAUAAAAUCUUUUCUGAUUAAAAAAAUUUUAACACGACGAAUAUAUUUAACAUCUACGUAUAUUUUUUACGAGAAAAAUAAAAAUUUGUUCACUCAAUCUCUUAUUCAAUCAUUCUUUUCGAGUUAGAUAAAACGAAGAAGAGAUACUUGGCAUCACUUUUACACUUUUUUCGUGAAUGUGAAGUUUUCCAAAAUAGAACUCUCGAUACCAGGCUACAUCUUAUGUGUAUCCUUUCAAUGUGACAGCCCAUCGGAAAAGUUCUAUAUAGAUAACGAAAGAGAAGUAACCCACAGGGUGUCGCGUUAGCACUUGUACAUUAUUGGACGAUGGCUGGUGAUGAAAAAGCAUGUAAUGCUUGCUCAACUGCGAAACAAAAAAAAAAAAUUGUAAAUCUUUGGGUCGUUCAUUUCCCAAAUGUUCGGUGCGUCCACCGUAAUUUAGAGAAGCCGAGAAGAAAUCUAUAUAUUUCUUGCUAAUUUUCUAUCGAAAAACUUGUUCAAAAUACCGUUGUUACGCAAGAUACCGAUUGUAAAAAAAAAAAGAAAAAAAAAAAGAAAAAUAAAAUAAAUAAACGAACAAUCGCGACGGGAGAAUAAAGUGAGAGCUAGAUAGAAAAAACUUUUUAGAAGAGAAUAAAACUUAGCGACGCGAUAAUUGAAAGGGCCAGCGACUUUGUAGCCAAAUAUAUAAUAACGAAAUUUAUCGAGUGAAUGAGAAAAAUAAAAAAAAAUAAAUAAAUAAAAAUAAAAAAAAAUUUUAAACAGACGAUCGCACCGCCUGUAUUCCAAAAAACAUAAAAAAACUCUAGGCUUUUGUUUCGAAUUUGUUUUUCCACGAGUUCGAUUUUCCAUUGUGUUUCAUAGGAUUCUUUGUACCUAAUACCUAUAUGACUGAGUAAAUUUUAGAAGCUUCACCAUUGGAAAAUGGACGAUUCACAUAUAGAAUGUAACAUCGUGGUGAAUGGAACGAGAUCGAUUGAACGAAUAAAAAAAAAAAUGGUACCUCUGUUGUACUCUGUUACGGCGUGAAACGUGCAAUGAUGCAGAGUAAUUUCUUGAAAAAUUUCAAAGAAAAAUUGCAUCGGUGAUACGAAGGGCAAAUUGCAGAAAAAAUUUUUUUUUUUCUAAAAUAUCGAAAUAUCUAAAUUUGAUUUAGCAGUAUCAAUAUUAAAAAAAAAUAUUUUAUGUUAUAACUUUAUAAAUGAAAUCUAAAAUUAAAUAAUAUUUAUCAUUAUUGUCCAUCUAAUUAUUUUUAUAUAUAGAUUAUUUUACUUUAUUGAUUAAAUUUGAUAGCGAUAAUUUCAUUUUUUAUUUGUAUAAUUCCAUUUUUACUUCAUUCCCUUAAUCACCGAUUCAAUUAACGCGGAUGAUAGCGCUCGUUCUAUAGAAGAGAUCAUAAAUGAGGAUGGAAUUUAUAAUUUUAUCAAAUUCACGAGUUUUAUAAAAUGUAAAAAUGUAAAAAUGUGAAAAUGGGCGAACGCUAUCGUCGCGCGAUGAAUAAAUUUAAAAACAAUUCCCACGCAACGAAUCUUGAAAGUAGUCAAUAUCUAAUCAAUUCCGAAGAUACCGUAGCGGUAGAUGAUUUAAGAAAACAAAAAAAAAACGAAAAAAAAAUGGUGAAAAAAAAAGAGAAACCAGUGUAAACAAGUAAUGCCAAUAAUGUUGAAUAAAGAAUGGAAAAAGACAGGAAACAUUUAUAAAGCGAAUGAUGAAGAAUCUUCCAUUAGAUUGAAUAUCAUUAUGGAGCAUCGAGAUUGUAAAAAAAAGAAAAAAAAAUGAAUAGAACGAACUGGUGUUGUUAUUCCGAAACAUACGAGUAACGAUUAAAACGAUGCGAGGUGUAUAUAUAUAUACGUAUUAUUAUAUAAUUAAAUAUAGCGAUGAGAAGACAAAGAAACAAACAAAAAAAUGUAGCACAUAUUUUUAAAGAGGAAAAAUAAAAAAAAAAGAAAAGAAAUGAAUACUGUGUUUAACGAAACGAGUCGUGUUUGAGUCGAGUGGACUUGUGCAUGAGGUGCUAAUCACGGCGCUAAUAAGUUAAAGAAAGAGAAAGAAUAAACCUUAUUAAUCAUAGGCGAAUUAAUUAAUAUCAAACGAAGCACCAGUCGAUAAAACUUUAAUCGUAGCGUGUAUUUUCGAGGAACGCUGCUAAGAAAGAAAAAAAAAACGAUCUUCGAUCCUUUACGAAGGGAUAGGAGUAUAAUGACUAAUAAUGUUUAUGAACCAAUGCAUUUUCAUGCCGAAAAACAAAUAAAAUUUGCAAGUCGAA